Molecule: messenger RNA, 1047 nt
Organism: Camellia sinensis
Lineage: Eukaryota; Viridiplantae; Streptophyta; Magnoliopsida; Ericales; Theaceae
Source: RefSeq, a predicted model, not a curated record
AUGUAUAAACUGUUGAAAUUUUGUUAUGAUGACUUGGAUGAGGACCGACAAAAGAAAUGCUUUCUUUAUGGUGCAUUAUAUCCAGAAGACAUUGACAUAAACACAAAUUCUUUGUUGGAGUGUUGGGCAGCUGAAGAUCUCCUUGGCAAUGAUCAUGGCAAAACAAAGACAAGUGUCAUGAUUGCACGUUGCAUGUUGAAUCGCCUUAUGAAUGUGUCAUUACUUGAGGAAGCACUUGAUAUUCGGGGGAGUGGAGUCAAUAAUAUACCACCUCAUAUUGAAAAAUUGAUCCAUCUAAGACGUUUGCUAGUAUCCUUCACCAAGUUGAGAAAUGGAAAUGCCACUCAAGAGGUAGCUUUUGGUUACAAUAUGAUAUCAAAACUAUCUAGAUUGGAAGAAUUGGUCAUUGAUAUGAAAUCACCUGAGCAGUGGUCCAAUGAGGUGGUAGAAAAUAUCAUAAAAGAAGUGGCUUCAUUGAAAGAAUUGAAGAUUUUGAAGUUUUGCAUUUCCAACAAGGUUGUAGAUUUCAUAAAGCUAGUGAAUAUGAAUCUCCAACAUCCUGAAAUUCCUGACUUCAUCAAGUAUGAAAGGUAUAUCAAAUAUUGCAGUGGUGCAGGAAGCAAUUUUCCAACUCUUGACGUUCUUGCUCGAGCUAAUGCAUUUGAAUUGGUCAACCACAAGGAUAUCAAGCAUCUAUCAGACUUUGGAAUUGCAAGCUUGAAAAAGGUCUUAGGUUGUCUGGUUGAAAGUUGUGAUGCAAUUGAAGCAAUAGUGGGUACAGUGGACAGUGCAGAGCCACUACUACCGAACUUAGAGGACUUGUACAUAAAGAAUUUACCGAGGUUGGAAAGCAUUUGUAAGCACAUUGAUUUGCUAUUCUUCUAUUACCGGCAACUCAAAUAUGUCUUUGAUAAAAGAAUUGAGGUUCUGAGUUUCUUGAUGGCUGAAACAAUUGCUGUAAUAGGUGCAGCAGCAGGAGUAAUGCAGGCUGUGUCCCAAGCUAAGCCAAUAUUUUGGGAUCCACUCAUGACCAAAGUCAACCUUUAA